UUUAAGAUCCAGUCCAUCCAUCCUUCAGUACUCCCCUGACUGGAAGUGGGCCGCAGGACAAAGUGAUCAUUGUUUCCCAGUUGACGAAGACUUUUCCACUUCAGCCGAGAUGCAGUGCAGCUGUAACUCCUCAGUCGGCCACCUUUCAUCACCUUACUGGAGCCGAGCAGUGCUGUUUCCUGACUGGGCAUACAAACCAGCCUGGUCUCCUGGUUCCAGACAGGUCCAGCUGUGGCACUUCCUGUUGGAGCUGCUGGGGCGCGGCGAGGGGGGCGCCAUUGGCUGGGGAGGGGAGUGGGGUGAGUUCGUCAUCAGGGACCCCGAAAGGCUGGCCAGGCUGUGGGGGGAGAGGAAGGGCAAACCGCACAUGAACUACGACAAGCUGAGCCGGGCGCUCAGAUACUACUACAACAAACGCAUCCUGCACAAGACCAAAGGGAAAAGAUUCACCUACAAGUUCAACUUCAGCAAACUCAUCCUCGUCAACUAUCCUGGAUACCUGCCGCCAUCCAGCCACCAGCAGCUGGUCCACAGGGGCCCUCUACCUUUCUCUUUCCUCCAUGCUGAAAGUGGCCUUCCCCUCUGUGGAGGAGCGGGAUCAUUGAUGGACAGAGCUGUUCAGCCUCUGCCUCACCCCUUCCUGCUCCCGGGCUGCCUCCCUAAACCGCUGCCCAUUCCUCAGGCCCUCUGCGGCCCCUUCCCCCUCGUCUCUGCUCCUGCUCGCCCAGGGUUCAGCCAGAGAGAGCCCAGGGAGUCGGGUCUAAAUGUAAACUGGUCUCAUAGAAGCUCUGCAGACUGGGACAUGAAUCCCCAAAUAAGCUGGAACCUGUUGGGAGGAGAGAACCAGGAGGACAAAGACCGAGUGGGAAAAUAUAUAGACUAAGGACAAGGAAAACAAGUGAAAGAUUUCUCUCUCAGAAUAUCUUCAAUUUAUUUUUGACAGUGUUUUAAAUCUAUGUGGCAUAGUUUGUUAGCUGUAAAAUGAAAUGUGGGACUUUUUAAAAACUAUUUAUUGAUUUGGACUUU
Cyprinodon variegatus (sheepshead minnow) is the source of this 1026-nucleotide messenger RNA. RefSeq names its product ETS translocation variant 3-like protein. Gene Ontology annotation, biological process: regulation of transcription by RNA polymerase II; cell differentiation. Gene Ontology annotation, cellular component: nucleus. Gene Ontology annotation, molecular function: DNA-binding transcription factor activity, RNA polymerase II-specific; sequence-specific DNA binding. Bases 110 to 883 code for a protein of 257 amino acids. The record is from RefSeq and is a predicted model, not a curated record. The transcript has 6 exons. Lineage: Eukaryota; Metazoa; Chordata; Actinopteri; Cyprinodontiformes; Cyprinodontidae.